Molecule: messenger RNA, 1126 nt
Organism: Quercus lobata
Lineage: Eukaryota; Viridiplantae; Streptophyta; Magnoliopsida; Fagales; Fagaceae
Exons: 2
Coding region: 143-853 (236 amino acids)
Source: RefSeq, a predicted model, not a curated record
AAUGUCAUCCAAGUAACAAGUAUAGAAUUAUAAACUGUCCAGAUGAUCAUGGUGAUUGUAUAACACUUGUCCCAAAAAGGUUAGAUAGAAAGCAAACUAGACAUUUUCCCUCAAAAGAAAAACCGCUAGACAUUAAUUUUCCAUGGCAGCUGUAACGUCCAAAGUGAGUUUGAAACUUAUGAUAGACACAGAAAGCCGCAGAGUGGUUUAUGCUGAAGCGGGCAAGGACUUCGUGGACUUCCUCUUUUACAUUGUUGCCCUGCCGGUCGGAACUUUCAUUCCACUUCUCAAUCAAGAAAUGGUGGGCAGCUUGGGAAACAUUUACGACAGCUUUGCAAAUUUAAGCACGACUUACCUUCGUCCAAACGUGAAUAAGGACUCUCUCCUGAGUCCCAAAGCAUACUACUGUGGUGCUACUGGACUCCCUCUCCAUGUGCCAAACGUUGAAUCGUCUAGGAAAGUGUAUAGGUGCUGCAGAAAUGUGACUCUUGACAGAAACGAAACCUGUUCGUGCGGGGCUACUAUGAACCAAGAGUCGAAAUAUACAGUACUACCAAGCGCAAACAAUCCCUACUCCAGUGAGGGAGAUUUUGUGAAAGGAAAGGUUAUAUACAUGGUGAUGGAUGAUCUGGCAGUGAAACCGUUGUCCACAGUUUCUAUUAUCGCACUGCUUAACAAGUUUAAUGUCAAGGAAAUAGGGGAUCUUGAGGAGAAAGUGGUCGAUUUGGGCAGGGAUGAGGUUGUGAAACUGCUCAAAGCUUCUCUGCUGACAAAGACUAUUCUCACUGAUGUCUUCCUCUCGGUUUUGAAAGAGGAAGUUAAUUGCCAACAGGAGGUAGAAGGAAAUUUUUAAUAUUAAAGUGCGCCAAUUCUGUCGGAUUGACAAGAAGUUAUAAAUAUUACUAUGUCGUUAGUCAAAACUGGUGUGGCAAUGUAGAGGCAUACAUGCUUGCUCUUCUUAAUUUUUUCCAUUUUUGGGGGAGUUGGGGGAGUGGGAGUGCUCUAUGUAAUUAAGUAAGUGUCUAUUUAUUAUCGCCGGAUAGAUGUACUUUCUAUUACUUAUCUUUGGCUAAGAGUUUUGGAGCGUUGUUACUAAUGAAGAUGUCUAUUAUUCAAAUUCUCAUGC